AUGCAGCCGCCGCCCGGCGUGCUGUCGCAGCGCUUCGAGAACCUCGCCAUCGGGCAGGGCCAGGACGCGCCUCGCGCGCCGCAGGGCCCGCAGGAGUGGCCGGCGGGGGGGGGUCCGCCGCCGCCGCACGGCGCACCCGCCUGGGGCGUCCUGCCGCCGGGAUCGGCGCCGCCCGGGCCGCCAGGAGCGCCGCCCGUGCCCUUCCCGGGCACGCUCGCUGCCGGGUUCGGCCCUGCACCGUGGUCGGUGCCGCGGGGCGGCGCCAUGCCUGGCUGGGGCGGAGGUCACGGGGUCCUCGCGGGGGGGGUAUUGGCCGGAGGUGACGGCGGGCCGCCGCCGGUGGGCGCGGCGCCCUGGAUGGGCAACGGCGCGCCGCCCGCGGGCGGGCCGCCGCCGGGCGUCGCGGUCUCGGUGCCCCCCGGCGCGCCCCCGACAACGGCACCCCCCCCGGGGGGUUACGAGCUGUUCGGGGCGUCGGACGCGACGGCGUUCUCGCUGCUGCCGCAAGACUUCGCGGGCUGGUCCUAG
This is a messenger RNA of Pedinophyceae sp. YPF-701, 528 nucleotides long. The record is from the annotation of a GenBank genome assembly. Lineage: Eukaryota; Viridiplantae; Chlorophyta; Pedinophyceae.